This is a messenger RNA of Benincasa hispida (wax gourd), 942 nucleotides long. Its product is annotated as transcription factor HEC2-like. Gene Ontology annotation, biological process: regulation of DNA-templated transcription. The record is from RefSeq and is a predicted model, not a curated record. NCBI's taxonomy places the organism in Eukaryota, Viridiplantae, Streptophyta, Magnoliopsida, Cucurbitales, Cucurbitaceae. Gene Ontology annotation, molecular function: protein dimerization activity; DNA-binding transcription factor activity.
AUGAUAGCGUGUUCUUUGUAUAUUGUUAGUUUUUCUUCCUUCUCUCUCUGUUUCGCUCUCCCCAAUUUUCUGAAACUUGGUCACUUGCAAAAAUAUGACACAGGAUCUGAUCGGAUCGGAUCGGUUCAGAGAUUUCAAUCCUAUGGAAAAUGAUGAUCUAAAAUCGGAAGAUCAGAUGGAGAUUAUGAUGAUGAUGCAACAAAUGGAAAAAAUCCCUGAAUUUUACAAUGAUUUCUCACCGCCAUCCUCUGAUUUCAGCUCAAGCACCACCGAUCACCCACAUUGCCACCUGGACUCCUCCUCCUCACCGCCUCCAUUAUUCAUCAACAACCCACCUUAUAAUUUCCCCCAACAAUCUACUGUUCCAUUCCCGGCCACCACGUCACGGUGGCGAAACUCCGGUGGUGAAACGGAGAGUUUACGGAAACAGAGGUCAGUAGCGGCGAUGAGAGAGAUGAUAUUCCGAAUAGCAGUGAUGCAACCAAUUCACAUAGACCCAGAAGCGGUGAAGCCACCAAAAAGAAGGAACGUCAAGAUUUCAACUGACCCACAGAGCGUAGCGGCUCGGCAUAGGAGAGAGAGAAUUAGCGAAAGAAUUAGAAUACUUCAAAGAUUAGUCCCUGGAGGUACUAAAAUGGACACUGCUUCCAUGUUGGAUGAAGCUAUUCAUUACGUUAAAUUCUUAAAGACCCAAGUUCAGUCCCUUGAAAGAGCCGCCGCCGCCGGUGCCGGUGCCGGGAACCGCCCAAUUACUGGUGGUGCUGCAAUAGCACCUAGCGUUGGGUUCCCUUUGGAAACGUCAACCGGGAGCUACAUCCCUAAUCACUCACAACCUUGACCAAUUUGGAGAUGUUGCUUAAUUAUAUUAUUAUUCUAAUUAAGAAAUUAGGAUGAAUUUAAGGGUUGUGAAAAAUGAAAGCCCUCUAUUAUAUCUCUCUCCGU